Arabis nemorensis is the source of this 378-nucleotide messenger RNA. NCBI's taxonomy places the organism in Eukaryota, Viridiplantae, Streptophyta, Magnoliopsida, Brassicales, Brassicaceae. The record is from the annotation of a GenBank genome assembly.
AUGUCGACUUUUUCGCCGUCGUUGGCCGCAAUUGCGUUUCUUUUUACGAUUCUUCUGNGUCUAACUUUGGUUAAAGGAGGAGAGAUUCNAUUACCAUCGGAGAAGAUGAUCAANAAAGGCGAAAUNUGUNAAGGAAUUGCUAAACCGGGUUCUUGUCCGGUUAAGUGUUUUCGGGCUGAUCCGGUUUGUGGUGAAGACAGCGUUACUUACUGGUGCGGUUGUUCAGAUGCUUUGUGUCANGGUGUUGGUGUUGCUNAACAAGGUGCUUGUGAUGUUGGUAAUGGUGUUGGUUUGUCUGUUCCUGGACAAGCUCUGCUUUUGAUUCACAUUGUUUGGUUAAUGCUUCUUGGGCUCUCUAUUCUNUUAGGACUCUUCUGA